GCUUGACGGUAUGAACCGUCAUAGUGACAACUGCCAAAUUUUUUUAGUCGAAAAUUCGAAGCCAAAUUAAAUGAGCUAAAUUUGCAAUGUGGUUCGUCUCGCAAAUCCAAAACGCAAUGUCCGUCCCGGAACCCGGAGAAGACGCCUUUAUGGAGAUUGUCAGCAGUAUGGUAGAUGAGGAAACCGAUUCGUCUGGCACGAGAAACGUUCGCCUGAAAGUGCCGGAACCCAAAAUGGAAAACUGCUGGUACAGUACCGAAUGUCUAGAGCUUCAACCGCCCAAAUCUGCGAAAAGGCCUAGUCAUUUUGAGACCCUGGUGUCGGUUCCUAAAGAAGAGAAACCCAAGGCGCCGAUUCCGGAGAAGGUGGAACCCGUAAGCGUCGAUUUAGUAGAGCCGCCUCGGGUGUGCGCGAAAAUUUCGUGCACCGCAUACAACCUUUCGAAACAAGGAGACGGAGAUGGCGUGGGCAAGCUGGAAACGCAGGCGAAAUCUUCGAUGUCUUUUACCGCGCUGAAAUCGUUGCGUGAGACCGCAUGCAACGAGUGCGAUCCUUCUGAGGUUGAGGAUGAAAAUUGCGUCAAAUGCGACUCACUUCCGAAUUUAGAGCCGGUGGGAUCUAAUAAAACGGACUCUCUUCCAAUGAAAGAGAGCAGCUCGAAGAUUGUGAAACUUAGCAAGUCGGCGGAGACGGAUGAGAGCUCUAGCAAAAUGGAAGCUCCGAAAAAACGAGGUAGAAAGCUUGAGAGGAAACCGGAAGCAGUUUGCCUGUACAAGCGGGACAAGGAGGUGGCCGCCAAGAGGAAGAAUGGGGCUACGGAAGUGAAACAAGUCAAAUCUCAGCCGGCGUCUCUGCCCUUCAAAAGAAGAAAUGAGCUUCCGAUUCAUUUGAGACCUUUAUCUCCGGUCCACGGAAAGCACACCUUUACUCCGUUGAAAGUUGCAAAACAAUCACCUACCUCCCGCCCCGUGUCCUGCGAGGAGAUGAGCUGUAAGGAUACUAGCACGUCGACGGACGUGGACGACCUUAUGUCGCCCAGGUCGUCCACCUUUCGCACCCGCCCCACUACGCCCAAGAUGACGAAAAUACCCGUACCGUUCCAGUCGUACUGCGUCGGUUACUCAAAAAUCUCUACCGUCGAGCAGAAAUUCUCCAUCAUCACCGGCGGCGACGUAAAACGAUCCGAGGAGGCGAACGAGUUCGCCCGACUGCACAUGCACAUGCUCCGGGACGAGCCGAAGACGAGCGAGGAGCCGUUCGUGAACGAGAUAUGCGAAAAACGCGUCGUUCGUCCUUCGUCCUCGACCACGGGCGGUAGGUCGAUUUCUAUUGCGAAGCCGAAGGCGCAGUCGUCGGACAUCGUGUCCCGAUUCGUGCAGCCUAGUGAUCUGGUGAAGCGAAUUGAGAUGAUCAGACGUAAACUGGCCGAGGCAGGAUCGGGAAAAACCGACGUUGAACAUGGGGUUCCCCAGUCUGCGAAAAAUGUCUGUUCGUACUUCAACUUAGGUGAAAGCGGAUCAGGAAUACGGGCCCGUGGCGCCGUGCAGGAUUUCUACGAGUUACGCGACUACCACGUCGAUAACGGAACGCUGUUCGAGGAUCCCGAAUUUCCGGCCGACAGUUCCUCGUUAACGCACAACGGCCGCACGGAUCGCCACUACGAGUGGCUGAGACCCGGCGAGAUCGUCGACGAUCCUCAGCUCUUCGUUGAGGGAUAUUCGCGUUUCGACGUGCAGCAGGGCGAACUCGGCGAUUGUUGGCUGCUGGCGGCCGUCGCCAACCUGACCCUGUACAGGAGGCUGUUCUUCCAAAUAGUGCCGGAUGAUCAGGGUUUUGAUGAGAAGUACGCCGGCAUCUUCCAUUUUCGAUUUUGGCAGUACGGGAGAUGGAUAGACGUAGUUAUUGACGACAGGUUGCCCACAUACAGAGGACAACUUGUCUAUCUCCACUCAAAUGAGGAGAACGAGUUCUGGAGUGCCUUGUUAGAGAAAGCCUAUGCAAAACUUCACGGUUCGUACGAGGCGCUGAAGGGCGGUUCCACUUGCGAGGCGAUGGAAGAUUUUACGGGUGGUGUAACCGAAAUGUACGAAAUGAAAUCUAGUCCACCGAAUUUAUUUAAAAUAAUAUUGAAGGCGUACGAAAGGGGCUCCCUAAUGGGCUGCUCUCUUGAGCCCGACCCGCACGUUUUAGAGGCGGAAACCCCCGAGGGGCUAAUUCGCGGCCACGCUUACAGCAUCACAAGGGUGAAAUACGUGGAUAUUCGUACGCCGAAUACAGUAGGAAAAAUCCCACUUUUAAGAUUGAGGAAUCCGUGGGGUAACGAGAUCGAAUGGAACGGACCGUGGAGCGAUCAAUCGCCGGAGUGGCGCUUCAUUCCCGACUACGAGAAGACGAAUUUGGGCCUUACGGUCGAUCACGACGGCGAAUUUUGGAUGUCGCUGAAAGAUUUUCAAAAUCGCUUCGACCGGGUCGAGAUCUGUAAUUUGACGCCCGAUUCGUUGACCGAGGAGGAGAUCAGUCGGGGGAACAUGAAGCAGUGGGAGAUGUCCGUGUUUGAAGGGGAGUGGGUGCGGGGCGUCAGUUCGGGUGGUUGCAGAAACUUUCUAGAAACUUUCCCAUACAAUCCACAAUAUCGAAUUACAUUGACAGAGAUUGAUGACGAUGACGAAGACAAUAAGUGUACAGUAAUCAUUGCGCUAUUGCAGAAGAAUAGAAGGUCAAAGAAGCAAAGAGGCGUGGAAUUUUUAUCUAUCGGAUUCGCGGUGUUUUAUCUUUCCGACCCCAGCAGAGUUCCAAAGCCGUUGGACCUAAACUAUUUCAAGUACAAUGUAUCGGUGGCGCGGUCGCCGUCAUUCAUCAACCUUCGCGAAGUCACCUGCCGGUUUCGUCUUCCGCCCGGAACGUACUGCAUCGUACCUUCCACCUACGAGCCGAACGAGGAGGGCGAAUUUCUGCUGCGAGUCUUCUCGGAGAAGAAGAACAACAUGGAAAUGUUCGACGAUCCAGUUGCAAUUAAAGCGCCAGUCGCAACAGUGGCGUCCGCCACACCCGAGAAGCAGGCCCAGGACGAGAAGGUCGACGAGGUGCGUCAGUAUUUCAUACAGUUAGCCGGCGACGAUAUGGAGAUCGACUGGGAGGAACUCAAGGACGUUUUGGACUUUGCGACUAGAAAAGAAAUGCAGUUAGGCAAGGUUAGUGUGCGGAAUGUCGAGGCCAGUGCGGGACGUGCGGCGACCGAUUCUGGGAGCAACGUUGCCAAUUCUUUAAUAGGAUUCUUUUGUAUACCGCUUUGUAAGAAUACUCCUAUUAGCGAAAUUGUGCCUAAUCCGGUGUCUGCUUCUGUCGUUCAGACUGCUCCGCCUAAGGGUGAUGAAACUGCGAACCACGGAUUUUCCAGGGACGUCUGUAAGUCCAUCGUUGCACUCUUAGAUGCAGACCAUUCUGGCAAGCUCGGAUUCGAGGAGUUCAAGUCAUUAUGGUCACUAAUAAAGAACGCAAAGCAAAUCUUCGCCAAGCACGACAAGGAUAGCUCAGGAAGCUUGAGCGGAUUCGAACUGCGGCACGCCCUAAACUCGUGCGGUUAUCUACUCAACACCCACGUCCUCAACCUCCUGAUGCACCGCUACGGAAACAAGAAGGCCGAGAUCGCGUUCGACGAGUUCAUCCUUUGCGCUCUCAAACUGAAGACCAUGAUAGAGACCUUUCAAAGGAAGACGAAGGGCGGUGCCCAGGCGAUAACGUUGUCUUUUGACGAUUGGAUCGAGACUACCUUGUACUCUUAAAGUUGCCUUUAAAAUCGAAAGUAUACAUACUGUUCCAUUUUUGAAAUGUGUAUUUUUAUAGAUUUUGAUAAAAGUUUAUUUUAAUAUUUUACUUAAUAUAGUGAGACAUUCUUUGCCAAAGAGCCUACCAAAGCGUCAAAUUUUUUACUUAUUUUGUAAUGUUGUUGCUUUAAUGUUAAAGACUAUUGAUCUAUAACUUGUUCUGCACGAAGAAAUUGUUAAGUACUUACCUUCAAUCAAAUAAAUAUAUUCAAGUUUA
Molecule: messenger RNA, 4041 nt
Organism: Photinus pyralis (common eastern firefly)
Lineage: Eukaryota; Metazoa; Arthropoda; Insecta; Coleoptera; Lampyridae
Product: calpain-A-like
Exons: 14
Coding region: 87-3782 (1231 amino acids)
Biological process (GO): proteolysis
Cellular component (GO): cytoplasm
Molecular function (GO): calcium ion binding; calcium-dependent cysteine-type endopeptidase activity
Source: RefSeq, a predicted model, not a curated record